AUGGAUCAAAUUCAAAAGUCACAAUCAGCACCUGAACGUGUUUACAAAGAUUUGCAACCUUAUUUUGAAUGGACUGAAGAUGAAGCAAGUGCCACUCUUAUCCUAAUGCUGCCAGGAUUCACAAAGGAACAAUUAAGGGUGCAAGUGACUUCAAAAGGUGUUCUAAGGAUCAAUUGUGAAAGACAAGGGAUUCAGAAUAUAUGGCAUCGUUUUGGUAAAGAAUUUCCAAUUCCUCCAUAUUGUGACACCAAUGAUGUGAAUGCCAAGUUUGAACGUGGAGUGCUAUCAAUCAAGUUUCCCAAGUUGAUCACCCCGGAUAAUAAGCCUCAAGAACAAGAAACUAUCACGAAUCCACCACAAGAACAAGCUUCAAUUGCGCACCAAAAUAGUGAUGAACCUAAGGCGCCAACACAAGCACAAGUGGUUGAUGAACAACGAGAGACGCCAAAGGAAAAAGAAACGGAACCAAUUAGUGAUGAAAAAGAAAAGAACAAAAUUGAGGAACAAGUUGAAAAUGAUCAAAAGAAUGUGAAGACUAAUGAUGAGUCAUCGGAGACGAAGGAAGUUGUUAAAACUCGCGAAAUUCAGAAAAAGCAUCAAGGCAAGAUAACACAAAGAUUGAAAACAAGAGUUUUAGAUUUUAAUAUAAGUUUGAGAUCAAGAGAUGAUAAGGAUGUUGAUCAAGUAGGUUUUGAUUUUGGUGUCACGAGGCCUAAGAGGGGGAAGAUGUUGAUGAACAAGUUUGUGGCAACCUUGUUGGUUUUGGUGAUUGGAGUAUAUGUUAAAAAUGCAUUUUGGACAUCGUCAAAAUCAUCUUAA
Messenger RNA from Vicia faba (fava bean), 819 nucleotides. NCBI's taxonomy places the organism in Eukaryota, Viridiplantae, Streptophyta, Magnoliopsida, Fabales, Fabaceae. The record is from the annotation of a GenBank genome assembly.